UCCCUUCAGCUAAUAAUCCACUUUAUAUAUUUUUCAACCUUCUUCUCCUUUUACCUAUCUUUAUAUAUAUUUUUAUCAUCACACGAAUUACGAUCAUUCAAGUCUUCCUUAAUUAGGAGAUUACUUCUUCAUUCUUUACUGUAUGAGCUUUGCAAGUUUUUCAGUAACUUUGGUUUUCUCUUUUCAAAUUUUGCGUGUAAUUAACAUAUUUGUUUUUCUGGCCAAGUAAAGCAUCUUCUUCUAUCUCUGAUUCUACGUCUUCCUUUGUUGCUUCUUCUACACACUAUCUGAGAACUUCUUGUGGAGUUUCUGAAACAUAUAUAAUUUUAUAUUGCUAAAUUAGCAGGUAGUCCACAGGAUCGUAACUAUGGUCAAGAAUAUUGCAAAGUUAUCACUUCACAAUUUCUUCCAGAAAAGUAAUAAAGCUGAGGACUUUUUGAAGGAUUAUUACAUUCCUGAUUACAUACUUAUACCAGAAAGAAAAAUACAGAAUGACUAUGACAUAGCUUCUUGUCCUGUACUUGUAUUCAUCAACUCGAAAAGUGGUGGUCAACUUGGAGGACAACUUCUUUUGACAUACCGUACUCUUCUUAAUAAAAACCAGGUGUUUGAUUUGGGUGAAAAGGCACCUGACAAGGUUCUACACCAAUUUUACUCCAAUUUAGAAAAGCAUAAGCAAAAUGGAGAUAACUUGUCACAUGAAAUUGAAAGGAGAUUAAGAGUCAUUGUAGCAGGUGGGGAUGGAACAGCAGGGUGGAUUCUUGGUGUUGUUUCAGAUCUUAAAUUGGCUCAUCCACCUCCAAUUGCAACUGUGCCAUUAGGAACUGGAAACAAUCUACCUUUUGCAUUUGGAUGGGGGAAAAAGAAUCCUGGUACUAAUUGCCAGUCCGUGAAGUCAUUCCUGAAUCAAGUGAAAAAUGGAAAAGAAAUGAAAGUUGACAGCUGGCGUAUUCUUAUGAAAAUGAAGGCUCCUAAAGAAGGUUCUUGUGUUCCAAUCACACCUCUUGAGCUACCACAUUCAUUGCAUGCUUUUAACCAUGUGUCUCGAGCUGAUACUUUGAACAAGGAACGCCAUCAUAUAUUUCGAGGAGGAUUUUGGAACUACUUCAGCAUCGGAAUGGAUGCUCAAGUUUCAUAUGCAUUUCACAGCGAGAGGAAGCUACAUCCAGAAAAGUUCAGACACCAGUUAGUUAAUCAGAGAACUUAUGGAAAGCUUGUAUGUAAACAAGGAUGGUUUUGCACUUCUUUCGUGCAUCCAUCUUCAAGAAACAUGGGACAGCUAGCAAAUGUCAAAAUAAUGAAAAGGCCAGGAGAAUGGAUAGACCUCCACAUACCUAGAAGCAUUAGGUCUAUUGUCUGCCUUAAUUUGCCCAGCUUUUCUGGAGGACUUAAUCCUUGGGGAAGACCUAACAAGAAGAAGUUGCAUGAGAGGGACCUUACUCCUCCAUAUGUUGAUGAUGGUCUGCUUGAGGUUGUUGGUUUCCGAGAUGCUUGGCAUGGACUUAUUUUGUUUACUCCAGGAGGGCACGGAACACGCCUUGCACAGGCAAAGAGAAUCCGGUUUGAGUUUCAGAAGGGUGCAGGUGAGCAUACAUUUAUGAGGAUGGAUGGGGAACCAUGGAAGCAACGUCUUCCCGCGGAUGAUGACACAGUGGUUAUAGAAAUAUCCCAUUUUGGUCAAGUGAACAUGCUUGCCAGUCCACAUUGCCAAUCCAGAAGUAUCAAUGCGCCUACUUCAGAUCACCUUCAGGAGGAAGAGAAAGAUUUUGAAGAUGACUUAGAAGAGAGGAGAAAGUUGGGUGCAGCUGACACUUUCCGGAUACCAGAUGGCUUUGACAUAACACAUCUUUAGUUAGGCGUUUUACUCUUGAAGGUCUUGGUGAGUAGAGUUAUUCAAUACUUCCGCUGAUAGAAGGUAGCAAGUACCCGAUAAUAUAGUCGAGGUAUGCACACGCUCGUCGUUUACAUUACUAGUUGGUUUAGGCCUUCGGAAGAAUAUCUAGUGUUAGUAGUUUACAUUACUGGCAUAUUACCAGGUUCUUAGAGUGCACAUGUAAGCAACAACUUCCAGUAACACCUUCUCCACUUUGCUUCUAGUCUCACUUUUAUGUAAUGCGUAACAACUUAAUGCCCUGGAUUUUCAUAAUAAUAUCUUAUGCAAUGGUGAUUUGCUAUA
Nicotiana tabacum (common tobacco) is the source of this 2176-nucleotide messenger RNA. RefSeq names its product diacylglycerol kinase 5. The record is from RefSeq and is a predicted model, not a curated record. Gene Ontology annotation, molecular function: ATP-dependent diacylglycerol kinase activity. Lineage: Eukaryota; Viridiplantae; Streptophyta; Magnoliopsida; Solanales; Solanaceae. Gene Ontology annotation, cellular component: membrane. Gene Ontology annotation, biological process: phospholipase C-activating G protein-coupled receptor signaling pathway.